Molecule: messenger RNA, 1207 nt
Organism: Hymenoscyphus albidus
Lineage: Eukaryota; Fungi; Ascomycota; Leotiomycetes; Helotiales; Helotiaceae
Source: the annotation of a GenBank genome assembly
AUGUCUGCAAAGGUAAGUUUCCUCGCCUCCUUCCACUAUCAAUUCCCGAGAGUCUUGUCUCAACAAAAACCCCCUCCAAGUCCUACAUAUGCCCAAGAUAGAAGCUGACGCACCCAACAGAUCACCACCAUCCUCUUCGACUGCGACAACACCCUCGUCCUCUCCGAGUCCCUCGCCUUCGAAGCCUGCGCCGACCUCGCCAACGAGAUCCUCGCCUCCCGCAACAUCCCCGACCGGUACACCGGCCCCGUCCUGCUCGCCGAAUUCGUCGGCCAAAACUUCCGGGGCAUGAUGGUCUCCCUGAAAGCCAAGUACAAGUACGAAAUGGGCGACGACGAGCUCGAGACGUACGUCUUGAAGGAAGAAGACAAAGUCAUCGCGAAGCUGAAGGAGAAACUCGUCCCGUGCGUCGGCGCGGACGAUGUCCUUGAGAAGUUAGAUAAGGAGGGCAAGUACUUGAUGAGUGUUGUUUCUUCCUCGGCUUUACGACGAGUGAAGGCGAGUAUCGAGAAGGUCGGUCAGGAUAAGUAUUUCCAACCCAAUCACGUCUUCUCGGCUGCGACGUCCCUUCCGAAGCCGACGUCGAAGCCUGAUCCGGCGAUUUAUCUGCAUGCCAUGCAGGUUCUGGGGAAGAAAGCUGAGGAGUGUGUUGCGGUGGAGGAUAGUAAGAGUGGUGCGACGGCGGCGUAUCGAGCGAAGAUUAAGACGAUUGGGUAUACGGGUUCUUAUGAGCCUCAUGAGGAGGAGAAGAUGAGGAAGGUGUUGGAGGAUGCGGGGUGUGUGGUUAUUAUGAAGGAUUGGACGGAGUUUGAGGGGUGUUUGGAGAGGAUUCAGAAGGGUGAGGUUUAGAUUCUCUCUCUCUUUUUCUUUGGCUUUGUGUCGGUCUUCUUUUGGAGAACCUACCCCUUUUUUGGGGAGAGUGUAUGUAUGACCUUUUGGGAAUAUGGGACUGAUUGGGUUUCUUUUUGGGGAGGGUAGAUGGGAAGGGUAAGGGUGAGAGUGGUCGUCUUUGAUAGAUGGACUGUGUUGGGCUGUUAGUUGGAAUCUGAGGGGUUGGAUGGAUGGGCUUGGAAUCUGAAUCUUGGUGGAUGGAUGGAUUUUGGAUGGAUUCGUUUGUUGGUCUGAUAGAGGAUGAUGAUAGAUUUAAAAAUUGGUGUCGUUCGUUGAAAAACUCUUUGAAUACUCUGAAUUCUCUUUCCAAUUAGAA